CACGCAAGCACAACUCCAGUGUGAAGGUGCUGUCACGACGAAACGACGAAGCAGUGCUACCGACGACAGACAAUACACGACCCCUCACACCGCCCGUCGCCUCAAGAUAAUCGAUCAUGUGUACGUUGUCCCUGCGAAACACCCGGGGAGACGACAAUGGCUGGAUGGCGGGAUUGGGUGAAUGCUAAUUUGAUGCUUGUGUGUAGCUAACCCCGAGAUGACACUUCGCGGAACCCUUGAAGGGCACAGCGGUUGGGUUACUUCUCUCGCCACCUCGGCUGAGAACCCCAACAUGCUCCUGUCUGGUUCCCGCGACAAGACUUUGAUCAUCUGGAACCUCACCCCGAACGGAGACAGCGCCGGUGUCCCCAAGCGCAGCCUGAAGGGUCACUCUCACAUUGUCUCGGACUGUGUGAUCUCCUCCGACGGUGCCUACGCUUUGUCCGCCUCGUGGGACAAGACCCUCCGCCUCUGGGAGCUGUCCACCGGUCAGACCACCCGCCGUUUUGUCGGACACACCGGUGACGUCCUCUCGGUUUCGUUCUCCGCCGACAACCGUCAGAUCGUCUCUGGAUCCCGUGACCGUACAAUCAAGCUCUGGAACACCCUCGGUGACUGCAAGUUCACCAUCACCGAGAAGGGCCACACCGAGUGGGUCUCGUGCGUCCGUUUCAGCCCCAACCACUCCAACCCCGUGAUUGUCUCCGCCGGUUGGGACAAGCUCGUCAAGGUUUGGGAGCUCUCUUCGUGCCGCAUCCAGACCGACCACAGCGGCCACACUGGUUACAUCAACACCGUCACUAUCUCCCCCGAUGGAUCGCUUUGCGCUUCCGCCGGAAAGGACGGAACCACCAUGCUGUGGGACCUGAACGAGUCCAAGCACCUGUACUCGCUCAACGCCGGUGACGAGAUCCACGCCCUUGUGUUCUCUCCCAACCGCUACUGGCUGUGCGCUGCCACCGCCUCGGACAUCAUCAUCUUCGACCUCGAGAAGAAGAGCCAGAUUGACAAGCUCUCGCCCGAAUGGAUCAGCAACAGCACCAAGGAGAACCCCAAGAAGACCAGGACCCCCGAGUGUGUGUCGUUGGCUUGGUCUGCGGACGGAAACACCUUGUUCGCCGGAUACACCGACAACAAGAUCCGUGUCUGGGGCUGCAGGGCAUAAACGGAAGUCUAGUUGGGUUGAAUUAAAAAAAAUAAACUUCGAAUUUUUUUUGAUUCACACAAAUGGCGACGAUAAAUUCCUCACAUCACUUGUUGGUUCUUCUUCAUGUGUUUGUGGCGGACUAGGGUAAACAAAACGGGGGCAGCAGGCGCAAUUCUACGGGCUGAUUUUACUCUUUUUCUUUUCCUUUUCUCGGUUUUUUUUUUGUCAGAUAAUUGGGAAAGGUUGGGGGCAAACUUUUCCAUUGUCCGUGGUCACUGGCACCUUCGAAUCAAGCAGAGCCAU
Messenger RNA from Tricharina praecox, 1450 nucleotides. Its product is annotated as WD40-repeat-containing domain protein. The transcript has 6 exons. The record is from RefSeq and is a predicted model, not a curated record. Gene Ontology annotation, cellular component: nucleus; cytosol. Gene Ontology annotation, biological process: positive regulation of protein phosphorylation; rescue of stalled cytosolic ribosome. Gene Ontology annotation, molecular function: translation regulator activity; protein kinase C binding; ribosome binding. Lineage: Eukaryota; Fungi; Ascomycota; Pezizomycetes; Pezizales; Pyronemataceae. Bases 218 to 1165 code for a protein of 315 amino acids.